GCAGCACGGGGAUAUAACGCAGAUUGGCAGCAUUGGCGCGGCAACUUCCGGCAGUGGUAACGAGCGAUACGUCGUAAGGCAGGAUCGCGUGCUCUCAUCGUAGCACAAAAUGUCGAUCCCCUUCAGCGGCUGUCGCACGCGUUCCGGCGGCGUGAUCAGUUCCAUUCUGAAGCAACUAAGGAGCGUCAACUUAAAGCCAGUCAAAAGGAUCAAUGUGCGUCUCGACCCGUUCCAUGAGAAUGUCAAGCCUACGAGAGAUUUUCUGUUUUACAUUACCGGCUCGAAAACCCUCGCGACAAAUCCGUACUGUUCGCUGAAAACGGAGAUCGUGUGCGAUCGUUCGGAUCCGAGCGUCACGUUCAGUCUUCAGUCAGGUGAAAAAGUGAUAUUUAAAACGGGUCUUUUGACGUGUCUGAAUAUUUUGGAGCUUUACAACAAGCACAUCACCUCUUUAGUAGAGCCCGAUCCGGUCGAGCUCGAGGCUCGAGGAAAAGCGCUCGAGGAAAAGAAGAAAAAGCGAAGACGAAGGAUUAAGAUAAAAGAAGGGAGCAAACGUAGAGGAGUGUUUUUAUAAGCUCAUUGGCGACAAUUGUCAAAUUGUUUGUGUGGCUGGGUCUCUGCUAGGUCUUAGCGAUCAAAUAAAAAUAGCCCGAACUGUAUUAAUUCAAUUAACACGCUCGAGAUAAAACUCGGUUCGUCGACUGCACCCGACCGUAGAAACGACAAACAUCUAGACGCAACGCGUGCUAGUUU
This is a messenger RNA of Odontomachus brunneus, 753 nucleotides long. RefSeq names its product 39S ribosomal protein L53, mitochondrial (gene mRpL53). The transcript has 4 exons. Gene Ontology annotation, cellular component: mitochondrial large ribosomal subunit. The coding region runs from base 110 to 574 and encodes 154 amino acids. NCBI's taxonomy places the organism in Eukaryota, Metazoa, Arthropoda, Insecta, Hymenoptera, Formicidae. The record is from RefSeq and is a predicted model, not a curated record.